Molecule: messenger RNA, 2398 nt
Organism: Prorocentrum cordatum
Lineage: Eukaryota; Dinophyceae; Prorocentrales; Prorocentraceae
Source: the annotation of a GenBank genome assembly
GAGGACACGCCCGACCUAGCCCUUGUCAGGAGAGGCACCCCGCAGAGUGGUCCGGGAAGCGCGGCUGGCGCAGCGAAGGAGACAUCGGCCUGCCGGCAGGUGCACCGCGCAAGUGGCCGAUGCCCCGAGGCGGGCGGCCCCAGGGGCCCACGAAGGCCCUGGGGCGCCUCCGGAUUUUCAGGGGAUCGACUGAAGCGCGCGCCCCAGGGGCUCUCACAGCGAGAGAGGCCGGUCGCAUCUCGCGCCCCGCCCGUGGAGCGUGGCGUGCCAAGCAGGGCCUUCGCCGUCGAUGGUCGGAGGAGCUGCCAGCGCUUCCGCGGCGGAGGGGCGGCAGGCGUAAAGCGAGGGCGCUCCUGCCGGCGGAGGGCCGGCGGAGAGCGGGGGAAGCAAGGGCCGGCGGAUGCGGCCCCAAGAGGGGUAAAGACGUGUUUGGCGCCAGGGUUGCCGGGAUCGGCCCCGUGUCCACAGUCAGCCCGCACAACCAGUAGGGACGGGCAAACGCUUCCCAAGGGCGCCCUGGCACCCUUGCCUCCUCGGUCCAUGCUCGGCCGCUUUCGCUGGCCGCGCCCCCCGCUCGGAAAGCGUCGGGAUGGGCGGGCAAGGCCCGUGCACCCUUCUCGCGCAUCCUUACCAUGCGGGUCGACUGCACUGCGUCCUCCUGCUCCCCCAGGCUGGUGCAGACGCUGGCGAGCGUCCAGGAGGUGGGCCAGGCGGUCUCCCAGGCCGGAGCGCGCGCGCAGGAGUCGGUGGAGCAGGCGGGCGCCAGGGCGUGGGAGAGCGUCGAGCAGGCGCGCGAGUCCGCGAAGCAGACCGGCUCCGCGGUCGCAGACGGCGCACAGGCCGCGGGCCUGGCGGUCUCGGCCGGCGUCCAGUCCGCCGUGCCAGCCGUCCGCGACGUGUCCAAGAAGGUGGUGACGGGCGCGGCAGAGGUCCACCAGGACAUCGUGCAGGCACACGGGGACGGCGGCACAUCGGCGGCGGCCGAGCGGACGGCGGUCCACGCCGCCAAGGCCGCCAUCGGUGCCUACGCCGGCUACGUCGGCGCGACCGCCGCCGCGAAGACCAAGGCGGCCGAGGUGGGCAUGAUCGCCUCCCAUUAUGUCCACGACAGCGUGAGCGAGGGCACGCAGCAGAAGCUCCAGGAGGGCGCCUCGAGGGCGCUGCAGGGUGCCAAGUACCUCGCCGACGUGGUGGCCACGCACGGCGAGUCGGCGGUGAAGCAGGGCUACGCCUCCUACGUCCAGGCGAGCGAGAUCAUAACCGCGGCGACGGAGGAGGCGUACGCGGGGCUCCCGGAGGAGAAGCGGCAGGCGAUCUUGGACAAGAGGAGGCGCGUGGACGACAGCAAGGAGCACAUCAAGGAGCUGGGCAUGACGCUCGCGCGCCCGCUGUGGAAGUCCGUCUCGGCCAGCGCAGGGAGCGCGCUACGCGACAGCGUGCUGAGCGACCCAGACAUGUGGCCAUGCGUGCGGCGGCUGUGUGGGCCACUCAUGGAGGAGCUGUGGCACGACAUCGACGAGGAGAUCCUGAAAGGCGUCGAGCUGUCCAUCUACAAGGACCCGCCGCCCCAGGACGACGGGCCACGAGUGGGCCCUCUGCUGCGCCUGCGAGCCUUCGUACUGCACCACUUCCUGCCGCACGACAGGUCCAUCUUCGGGAUGCUGAAGGACCCGGUCUAUCUGAUCUUCCUGGCAAUCACCUUCGUGCCCUUCUGGUCGGCCAGGGUCGGCUUUUACACACUGAUCCUGCUGCUACUCUGGGCGGCGCCCGACGGAGUGGACGAGUACCAGCUGACAAGCUUCGUUCUCUCGGCAAAGGGGAUGCAGUUCCUGACUUCUGGCGUCGUGAACAACGCCUACGGGGCGGCGGACUACUACAUCGCACUCCACGUCUGCGACGGAGACCAGGACUGCAUCUUACGGCACACCCCAGGGCAGAACACCAGCCGUCGUCUUCCCGGUGAUCGACUUCUUCGGCAGCGUCUGCCUCGUGUGGGCGGCGUUCUGGCUGCUGCCCCGCAGCACGGGGCACGGCCUCCGGUCUCGCAGGGCCGCGGCGCGCCAGCAGAGGAGGCCAGAGCUGAUCAGCCAGGUGACGAGCGCCAGGGCGGUGGACGCCGAGACCCAGGCGCGGGGCGGGAGACUCCGCGUCGUGCUGCGCUGGGACCUCAUGAGUUUCGGCGUCUGCUGCCUGGGGCUGCUGGCCCUGCACUUCGUCGGCGCCAGCUUCCUCACGAACCUCUUCUGGUGCCGCGUGGUGUACUCCCUGCUGUCCUUCCCCUUCUUCUUCUUCUACCUGCCGGGCUUCCGGCAGCUCCUCCGGAAGGGAAGAGGGCUGCACUGGCAGGAAACUGUUCACCGAGCGCGUUCCACUAUUCGCAAAGUGCCUACUCGCAAAC